Chironomus riparius is the source of this 504-nucleotide messenger RNA. Lineage: Eukaryota; Metazoa; Arthropoda; Insecta; Diptera; Chironomidae. The record is from the annotation of a GenBank genome assembly.
AUGAAGUUGUUUAUAUUCACAUUAUGUAUUGUUGCAGCCACGUGUGACCUUGCUCAAUUCGUUGAAGACCAAACUGAAAUCAUUAGAGCAUCAUGGAAUCAAGUGAAACAUAAUGAAGUUGACAUCCUCUAUUCCAUUUUUGCUGCUAAUCCAGACAUUCAAGCCCGCUUUCCUCAGUUUGCUGGAAAGGAUCUAAAAACAUUGAAAUCGUCUUCUUCAUUUGCAUCACAUGCUGGCAGAAUUGUAGGCUUCUUUUCCAAAAUUACUGAACUUAAUCCAAAUGAUUCAGGUGUUUCAGCUGCAAAAACACUAAUAAAUGAAGUAGCUGCUAGUCAUAAAGGACGUGGAGUCUCAAAAGCUCAAUUCAAUGCUUUCCGAGUCUCAUUAACUGCUUAUCUUGCAGAUCAUGUGACAUGGAAUGAGAAUGUAGCUCAAGCUUGGGAAAAAGGACUUGAUAAUGUUUAUUUGGUUCUGUUCUCAGCAUUUGAUGGAAGUCCAAUGUAA